Strongylocentrotus purpuratus (purple sea urchin) is the source of this 1215-nucleotide messenger RNA. RefSeq lists its product as uncharacterized. Gene Ontology annotation, molecular function: nucleic acid binding. The transcript has a single exon. The coding region runs from base 1 to 1215 and encodes 404 amino acids. The record is from RefSeq and is a predicted model, not a curated record. Gene Ontology annotation, biological process: DNA integration. NCBI's taxonomy places the organism in Eukaryota, Metazoa, Echinodermata, Echinoidea, Camarodonta, Strongylocentrotidae.
AUGGACAAUGGCCUACUUAGAGUAGGAGGAAGACUUAACAAGGCAGCCUUGCCUGAAGAAGCAAAACAUCCAGUCAUCCUACCAAAGAGAGGACAUGUGUCUGAACUCAUCUUGCGGCACAUUCAUGAAAACUCAGGACAUAUGGGAAGAAACUAUGUCUUGGCAAAACUCCAGCAACGAUAUCACAUAGUUGGUGCAAUUUCAGCCUUCAGGAAAGUCGUCAAGAAAUGUGUCAAGUGCCGACGUCAAAGAGGGCGGGUAAUCCAACAGAAGAUGGCCGACCUACCCAUAGACCGACUGAGACCGGACGAUCCACCUUUUACACGAGUUGGAGUCGAUUAUUUUGGGCCGAUAGGAGUGAAAAGAGGACGCUCUACAGUCAAGAGAUAUGGCGUAGUGUUCACUUGCCUCGCCAUUCGGGCCAUACACAUAGAGAAGGCUGAUUCACUAGAUACGGAUUCCUGUAUCGCAGCAAUUCGGAGAUUUAUUGCUCGAAGAGGAGCAGUCAGAGAAAUGAGAUCGGACAAUGGAACGAACUUGGUUGGGGCUGAGAAAGAACUAAGAAAAGAACUUGAGAACUGGAACCAGGCCCAGCUCAGCAACUCACUAUUGCAAGUAAACAUCAAGUGGACCUUUAAUCCACCUGGAGGUUCACACCACGGGGGCGUAUGGGAGAGACAGAUCAGGACGAUUCGACAGCUGCUCUUCUUCCUUACCAAACAGCAGACCAUGACGGAUGAAAGUUUGCAGACACUCUUCUGUGAAAUAGAAGGCAUUAUCAAUUGCAGACCCAUCACCAGGGUUUCAGACGAUGCUAACGAUCUAGAGGCUCUGACACCAAACAAGCUCCUGACGUUGAAGGCUACCCCGAUGUUACCCCCAUCGGUUAGUAGGCAGACCGACUGCUACGCACGACGUAGAUGGCGGCAGGUUCAAUAUCUGGCAGACGUCUUCUGGCGACGUUGGCUGAGAGAGUACUUGCCGCAGCUCCAGGCCAGGCAGAAGUGGGUACAUCCUAGUCGCAACAUCCAGGUUGGUGACGUAGUGCUGGUAGUGAACGAGACAGCACCUCGUAACUUCUGGCUCAUGGGAGUAAUCAUCGGCAUCACUCCAGAUCGACAGGGCAUGGUUCGACGGGCGGAGGUGAAGACCAAGACGGGCACCUAUUCGCGACCCAUCAGCAAACUGUGUCUCCUCUUGGAAGGAGAUUCAUGA